AUGAGUCGUACAUAUCGAGAUAUCUAUCAAAAAAUUAUUUUAUUUCUUCUUAUUAGUAUAAUUAUAUUUUUUAUUUCUCAAAGUUUUCUUAUUAAAUUAGAAAAUAAUUUUAUAUAUCAUAUUCAUAACAAUCAUGAUUAUAUUUUAAAUAAUAAUUUAACAUUUAAAAAAGUAUCUAUUGCUCAUUAUACAACAUUAUAUGGUAUACGUACUGAUUCUCAUACAAAAAUUUUUAAUGAUAAUUUAAAACAAAUAUGUAAUAUACUUGAUCCAAAAGAUUAUUCAUUAGCUGAUAGUGUUUUUGUUAGUCUUGUUGAUUUUGUUCGUUUUCCAAUUUUAUCAAAUGGAAUAUCAUAUCGAAGUCAACAUCAAUCUCAAUUAUGGAUAGUUCAUUCAGAAGAAUCUCCAAGAAAUUCUUAUCGAAUAAUAGAUAUGAAGAAUAUAACAGAUCUUGAUGAUUGGUUUAAUUUAACAUCAACAUUUAAACCUGAAUCAGAUUUUCAUAUUCAAUAUCGAGGAUAUCGUAUCAAACCGGAAAUUGGUGAUCUUCUUAAAAAUAAACUCAAUAUCAGUCUUCAUCAAUCAAUCAAUUUAACGUUAGAUUUAUUAUCAGAUACUUUUAUUAAUGGAUCUUCUAUUUAUUUAAAUACUGUUUUGUCUAUAUUUCAUAAGGAAUUAAUUAAUCGAAAAAAUAUUCUAUUAAAUAUUUGUCCUUAUACUUGUAAUCAACCAUUAUCAUCUCAUGCGAUAAAAUCUCUUCAACCUUAUUUAAAACAAACUAAACAAAAAAUUUUAAAUCAAAAUAUUGUUUAUAUUGCUUGGUUUGUUUCUAAUUGUAAUACUCAUUCACGUCGUGAAGAUUAUGUAAAUAAAUUACGUUCACAAAAAGGUAUUCAUAUUGAUAUAUAUGGUAAUUGCAAAUCAAUUUAUCAUUCACCAAUUUCAUCAAUUCAAUGUCAAACACUUAAAUCAAAUUGCACAGAAAAUAUUUUAUUAAAUUAUCGUUUUUAUUUAUCAUUUGAAAAUUCAAAAUGUGAUGCAUAUAUAACAGAAAAAUAUUGGAUACAAGGUUUAAAUGGACAUGCUGUACCUAUUGUAUUAGGUGCUAAAAAAGAACAAUAUCAACGGAUAGCAAUAUCAAAUUCAUAUGUACAUGUUGAUGAUUUUCAAACAAUAGAAGAUCUUGCUAAAGAACUUCAUCGUUUAAAUAAAAAUUAUUCUGAUUAUUCAAAAUAUCUGCAAUGGACACAAUUAUAUGAUAUUUCACAUCGUUAUAAACCCACAUCAAUAAUUGAUAUGCAUUCAACACUUUGUUUUCUUGGUCAUUAUCAAUAUUUACAUUCUCUAAAAGAAAAAAAUCAACAAAUUUUAUAUUUAAUGCAUAUUAUAAGAAAAAUAUUUAAUAUAACAAAUAUGCGUUUGCCAAAUUUUAAUUGGACAACAGCUAAAACGAAUUUGAUACGUAUUAGUCAAUUUUAUAAUCCAAAUGUAAAUUGUUGGGAUAAUAAUUAUCCAUCGAUAUUUAAACAAAUUUAUAAUUAUUUAUUUACAUGGUGGAAAUUGUUUUAA
This is a messenger RNA of Rotaria sordida, 1569 nucleotides long. Lineage: Eukaryota; Metazoa; Rotifera; Eurotatoria; Philodinida; Philodinidae. The record is from the annotation of a GenBank genome assembly.